Molecule: messenger RNA, 824 nt
Organism: Gamsiella multidivaricata
Lineage: Eukaryota; Fungi; Mortierellomycota; Mortierellomycetes; Mortierellales; Mortierellaceae
Exons: 1
Coding region: 155-694 (179 amino acids)
Source: RefSeq, a predicted model, not a curated record
UGUCUCUGCUCGUACGUACUACAUAGGUCAAUAUAGUGCAUACAGAACUAUGGAAUAUAUGUAGGUAUCAUAUUUGUCUUUGUGCAAUGAUCGCACGCGUUGCCAAGUGUUGAUCGGUCAUGCCGUGGUACGCGACAGUCACGGUUUGUCUGAAAUGCUCUUUGGGGUAUUCGAGAGAAUGGUCAACAAGUCAACCAAGUUCACUCCUGCCCACUUGCUCUACGGAUUUGAGCUACGCACGCCCGCCAUCUGGCAACCCGGCCCUGGUCGAGUCCUCGACGAGCCACUUGAGGAAACUGUUCACUACCGCAUCCAAGAAAUGAACGUAAAUAUUCAGGAGCUCCGAGAACAAGCAGCCGAAACCCCUAGUCGCAGUCAGGAACGUCAGUCAGCUCGGUAUAACCUCACAGUCGUACCACGCGUUUACAACGGGAACAACUUGAUGUUGCUUCGUGUCGAGCAGCCAACGUCGAUCUCGCAGAGCGCCAAGUUCUCCCAGUUGUACGAAGGGCCUUACACCAUCGUACGGCCUCUGCUAAACGGGAUUUACCUCCUCAAGGACAGUGCUGGCGCCCAGGAUAUCGUCCAUUUGGAUCGACUAAAGCCAUACAAUGCGCAUACGCAGAUGAUUCCCGAAGUAGUGUCUACGAGCAAGCCGUUGAAGCUGACGUUAUGGCGGUUCCGGUUGAAUUAGGGUGCGUGGACGAUGCACCCAAUUUUUCCUUUUCUUUUUACCUCAUAUUUCACCAGAGUCCAAUGUAUUUUUUUAGUUUAAUAAGUGUACCUCCAGCUCACUAUUAGAUUUUAUACAAAUUCUCACUUAU